UAUGUAAAAAGAUAAAGGGCUAUAUAUAUAUAUAUAUAUAUAUAUAUAUAAACCAAUUGCUCUGUGCCUGUACGCAUUGUUCAUCUUUUAUGCUUCUGCGUGCUUGUCAAUUACUGAGUGAGAUAUAAAACUGUUGAGAGUGAAUUGUAAAAACCUUUCAUUGUUUCGGUGCAAGGAUUGGAUUAUUAAUUUAUUGCCCCAAAAGAGUUUCCUUAUUUCUUUUUGUGUUCUCUGAGAAACAUCAAGUUUAUGUGUAAAGAUCAAGUUUUGCAGCUUGCCAAUGGAUCCAGAGAUGGGAAAGAGCUCGAAACCCUCAAAGAAGGAUUCCUGGAAAUCCAUCUUGCUCUUAGCCUACCAGAGUCUUGGGGUUGUGUAUGGGGACCUGAGCAUUUCCCCUCUGUAUGUUUACAAAAGCACUUUUGCAGAGGACAUCACUCAUUCAGAAACAAAUGAGGAGAUCUUUGGUGUUCUCUCUUUUGUGUUCUGGACACUCACGCUUGUUCCUCUUUGCAAGUAUGUGUUCAUAGUUCUCCGAGCCGACGACAAUGGCGAAGGUGGUACAUUUGCCUUGUAUUCUUCGAUAUGUAGGCAUGCCAAUGUGAGCCUUUUGCCUAAUAGGCAGGUUAUGGAUGAAGAGCUCUCUACAUAUAAGUUAGAAUAUGCUCCUGAGACAAAAGAUAGAUCAAAGAUCAAGGUUUGGCUUGAGAAGCACAAGAACUUGCACACUGCUUUGUUAGUGAUGGUCAUGCUUGGCACUUGUAUGGUGAUUGGAGAUGGUGUUCUCACUCCAGCUAUUUCAGUUUUCUCUGCAGUUUCAGGGCUUGAGUUGGCCAUGUCCAAAGAUCAACAUGAAUAUGCGGUAAUUCCGAUAACGUGCUUCAUAUUAGUAUGUCUAUUUGCGCUUCAACACUAUGGUACGCAUCGGGUUGGAUUUCUUUUUGCGCCCAUAAUUCUAGCUUGGCUUCUGACCAUCAGCGCGCUCGGCGUAUACAAUAUUGUUCACUGGAACCCUCGUGUUUAUCAAGCACUUUCCCCAUAUUACAUGUUUAAGUUCUUGAAGAAGACCAAAAAGGGUGGCUGGAUGUCCCUGGGUGGAAUUUUACUUUGCAUUACAGGAUCAGAAGCAAUGUUUGCAGAUCUUGGGCACUUCUCUUAUACUGCUAUCCAGAUCGCUUUCACUUCAAUAGUAUAUCCAGCACUAAUUCUGGCUUACAUGGGUCAAGCUGCUUACUUAUCGAGGCAUCAUAAGAUCUAUACCAGUUACCAGAUCGGUUUUUACGUCUCAGUUCCAGAGAGCGUGAGGUGGCCUGUGCUCGGAGUAGCGAUAUUAGCUUCCGUGGUGGGAAGUCAAGCUAUCAUCAGCGGAACAUUCUCUAUCAUAAACCAGAGCCAGUCUCUGAGUUGCUUUCCGAGAGUCAAAGUAGUCCAUACCUCUGAUAAAAUUCACGGCCAGAUUUAUAUUCCAGAGAUCAAUUGGAUGCUCAUGAUCCUCUGCAUAGCUGUUACUGUUGGAUUCAGAGACACAAAACACAUGGGCAAUGCAUCUGGACUAGCAGUGAUCUCGGUGAUGCUGGUGACUACAUGCCUGACAUCCCUAGUCAUCAUACUCUGCUGGCACAAGCCGCCUCUCCUCGCGCUGGCUUUCCUCCUCUUCUUCGGCUCCAUCGAGGCCCUCUACUUCUCCGCAUCUCUCAUCAAGUUCCUUGAGGGUGCGUGGCUCCCCAUCCUCCUCGCCCUCAUCCUCAUGACCACCAUGUUCGUGUGGCAUUAUACCACAAUCAAGAAGUACGAGUACGACAUGCACAACAAGGUGACGCUAGACUGGCUCCUCGCUCUAGGCGACAAGCUCGGCAUAGUCCGCGUCCCCGGCAUCGGCCUGGUCUAUACUGAUCUCAUAUCUGGCAUCCCUGCCAACUUCUCUCGAUUUGUAACCAACCUCCCUGCGUUCCACCGUGUCCUAGUCUUUGUCUGUGUGAAGUCCGUGCCCGUGCCUUACGUCCCUCCUGCUGAAAGAUACCUGAUCGGCCGUGUCGGUCCGCCAGACCACCGAUCCUACAGAUGCAUCGUGCGGUACGGUUACCGCGAUGUGCAUCAGGAUGUCGACUCCUUCGAGUCCGAGCUCAUCUCUAGUCUGGCCGAUUUCAUACGGCUUGAGGCUUCGUGUGGCGGACGCCAGUCUGGCCUAUCAUUCGACGAGAACGAGUGCAGGCUGACGGUUAUCGGGAGUAACGUGCUCACUUGUCAUCCGAAUUAUGAUGCUGAGCGGAGCAUCGAGCACAUCAGCGUGUCGGUUGAGAACCCGGGUGAACGGAACGGAAUUGAAUUACCUCCUGUGGGCUCGAAAAAGAAGGUUAGAUUCCUUCUCGACGAAAACAACAGCAAUUCCGUACUGGACAAGCACGUAAGAGAGGAGCUCGAGGAUCUUUGGAUGGCACAAGAAUCUGGGACGGCGUUCAUAAUGGGGCACUCUCACGUGCAAGCGAGUCCAGGGUCGUCGAUUUUGAGGAAGGUGGCGAUCGAUUUCGGGUACAAUUUCUUGAGACGAAACUGCCGGGGUCCCGACGUGGCGCUUAGAGUUCCUCCAGCCUCGCUUCUCGAGGUCGGAAUGGUGUAUGUUUUAUGAUCACCUAAGCCCGCAAACUCGCUGAUCGUACUGCAUUCAACUGCAAGGAGCUGAGUGCAUCAGGCUGGUGUUGGUGGGGAUUUUGAGCAUUGUAAUAUUUAUGAUAGAGAAAAGCAAAUGAUUAAAACUAAGAGUCUCAUCCUGUAGGAAUGUGAAUGUGAUCAAACAGCCUUAAGAAAUCAACUCUCUUUGAGAGCUUCUUUGCUUCGGUUUCUAUAAAGCUGUAGAUGCGAUCUGUACGAGAUAGUAUCAGAAAAACUCUCUUUCUUUGUAAUUAUUAAGCAGUAUAUAGAUUAUGAUCUGCAAUACUUAACUUUA
Ananas comosus (pineapple) is the source of this 2941-nucleotide messenger RNA. RefSeq names its product putative potassium transporter 8. The record is from RefSeq and is a predicted model, not a curated record. NCBI's taxonomy places the organism in Eukaryota, Viridiplantae, Streptophyta, Magnoliopsida, Poales, Bromeliaceae. The coding region runs from base 281 to 2623 and encodes 780 amino acids. Gene Ontology annotation, biological process: potassium ion transmembrane transport. Gene Ontology annotation, cellular component: plasma membrane. The transcript is spliced from 10 exons. Gene Ontology annotation, molecular function: potassium ion transmembrane transporter activity.